Molecule: messenger RNA, 1860 nt
Organism: Asparagus officinalis (garden asparagus)
Lineage: Eukaryota; Viridiplantae; Streptophyta; Magnoliopsida; Asparagales; Asparagaceae
Product: oligopeptide transporter 1-like
Exons: 6
Coding region: 19-1767 (582 amino acids)
Biological process (GO): transmembrane transport
Molecular function (GO): oligopeptide transmembrane transporter activity
Source: RefSeq, a predicted model, not a curated record
AUAUUUCUACUAGUUAUUAUGAAAUCUCAGAUGAUGGGGUAUGGAUGGGCUGGUGUCUUCAGAAAAUUCCUUGUUGAUUCUCCUUAUAUGUGGUGGCCUUCUAACCUAGUACAAGUCUCACUAUUCAGGGCGUUACACGAUAUCGAAAAGAGGCCAAAGGGAGGAUUAACAAGGCUCCAAUUCUUCCUCAUAGUCUUGAUCUCAAGCUUCUCAUACUACAUUGUACCUAACUACUUCUUUCAAUCAAUCACUGCCCUCUCAUUCAUUUGCUGGAUAUGGACGAACUCUGUAACAAUGCAACAAAUUGGUUCAGGUCUAUUUGGCCUCGGCGUUGGAAGCUUUGGUCUCGACUGGUCCACUGUAGCUGGAUUUCUUGGAAGUCCAUUGGCUACACCGGGGUUUGCUAUAAUCAACAUAAUGUUUGGUUUCUUUAUGAUUCUUUAUGUGAUUACACCGAUUGCUUAUUGGACGAACACCUAUGAGGCUAAGAGGUUUCCUAUAUUUUCUCCUGGUGUGUUUACGGGUAAUGGAAGUGUGUAUGAUGUUAACAAAGUGUUGAAUCCGAAAACAUUCGAGUUUAGCCAAGUAGGGUAUGAUCAAGUUGGUCAGGUUAAUUUGAGCAUCUUCUUUGUUAUAACCUAUGGAUUGAGUUUUGCUACUUUGGCUGCGACUUUGUCUCACGUUGGUCUCUUUCAUGGAAGGUCAAUAUGGAGGCAGACAAGAGAGUCAUUCCAGAAUCAAAUUGGUGAUGUGCACACGAGACUCAUGAAAAAGAACUACAAAGAUGUCCCUCAAUGGUGGUUCUAUGCAAUCUUGAUAUCAAUGUUAGCCCUCGCAAUCGCCACCUGUGAGGGCUUCGGCAACCAGCUGCAGCUCAGAUACUGGGGAGUGAUACUCGCCGGUGGCUUGGCUCUGCUCUUCACUCUCCCAAUUGGCAUCAUUACAGCAACAACAAAUCAACAACCAGGGCUAAAUGUCAUCACGGAGCUAAUAAUCGGUUAUGCAUACCCGGGAAGGCCCCUUGCCAAUGUGUCCUUCAAAACCUAUGGAUACAUAAGCAUGUCUCAAGCUAUUAUGUUCCUUCAAGAUUUUAAACUGGGUCAUUACAUGAAGAUCCCUCCAAGAUCCAUGUUCCUUGUGCAGCUUGUAGGAACAAUUAUAGCAUCCUCAACAUACUUUGGAACAGCAUGGUGGCUCUUGCACAAGAUCGAAAACAUCUGUGACCCUUCAAAGCUACCGGAGGGCAGUCCAUGGACUUGUCCUGGAGAUGCAGUUUUCUACAGCGCAUCAAUUAUAUGGGGCGUUGUCUCUCCUCGAAGAAUGUUUGGAAAUCUCGGCCUCUAUGAAAAAGUUAACUUCUUCUUUCUUGUCGGUCUAUUAGCCCCCCUGCCAGUUUGGGUAUUAUCGCGCAUAUAUCCAGAAAAAAAAUGGAUCAAAUUGAUUAAUAUGCCGGUAAUAUUGGGGGCAACGGGUAAUAUGCCACCUGCAAGAGCUGUGAACUUUAUAAUGUGGGGAGCAGUUGGGAUAUUCUUCAACCUUUUUGUGUAUAGGAGAUUCAAAGGGUGGUGGGCUAGGCACAAUUAUGUGUUAUCUGCAGGUUUAGAUGCUGGAGUGGCUUUUUUGGCUAUACUUUCAUAUUUUACACUGCAGAGUAACAAUAUUAAUGGACCCAAAUGGUGGGGACUGGAGUUGGAUGAUCAUUGUCCAUUGGCUAGUUGUCCUACUGCUCCAGGGAUCAAUGUUGAGGGUUGCCCUCUCUAUGAGUGAGGAGAGCAGAUGAGUAUUUGUCGUGUUUUUUAAGAAAAUUUGAAAUCAAUUCAAAAGGUUGUUGAAAGUGAAUGUAAGCAGUCCUAGUGUUGA